UUGGCUACUCUCCUUUUAGGUAACCAAUGCCAGAGACCCCCCUGCCCCCAAGACCCCCAGGCCUUGGCAGAGAGGCCUGCGGAAGUUGCUCUCCUCCUCUUGGAGGAUGUGUGCGGCUCUCAUGGCCCGCUCACUCCCACUUGACUCUUCCCAGGUAUUCCCAGGCUCUCGGAGUUUGAUCUGCUCUCAGAUCUCCUCUAGGAGAGGAGCCGUGUCUUGAUAUCCCAAGGAAGAGCCCCCUGGCCUGGCAUCUCCAGGCUGUGCAACCUUGAGCCACUCACUCUCCUGCCCUGAGCCUCAGUUUUCUCCAUCAAGUGGGACCCAAGGAGUGGCUAUGAGACCCUGGGUACCUCCCAGUUCGGUUGGGCUUUGGAGUCUGUCAAGCAGACCACAGUUUCACCUCACUUCUGCUCUUUCUAGCUGUGUUCCUUCUGGCCAGUGCCUUAAGCUUCUGAGCCUCACUUUUCCCUUCUGGACUAGGAAGCCAUAAAUCUUUCCUCAUAAGAUAGGCAGUGUGGCAUUUAGGAUUAAGAACACAUUCUGGUUCCAGGAUGACUGAUUCAGGUCCCAGCCCUCCGUCUCGGUCAAGACAUUGACCCUGGUCAAUGAGUCUCCCCAGGUCUCAGUUUGCAGUUGUAAAGUGGGAUGAUCAUAGCUCCACCUUCAUAGGGGUGGUGAGAGGGUGGGAUGAGACUGGAUUACACUCAGGUCCCUGCCUGGGAGGUGUGGUAUAAACUUGCUCCAGGGUCUGUCAGGACUGGCAGUGGUUGCGUUCUCACUGCAUGUGGCUGCCAGCAAGGGCUUUGUACUCCGUGAGCUUUGACUGUCUUGUUUGUGAGGUAACAGUUCCCACCUUUGUGGGUAGGUAGGAGGGGUCAUGACUGGUGCAGAGUCCCUGCACGGAGCAAGUGCUCAGCAAACUCUGGCCUCUCUCAUCCUGAGUCACAAAGAGGAUGUGAAUUGAAAUCUAACUUGUACGACCCUGGAGGGCUAGAUCACAGCCCAGCUCGAAUCCCUCCGAUGAUGAGGAGCCUGCUGCCUCUUUGGGGAGGCUCCUCAGCUGCCCAGCAGCCCUGGCUCAACCACUGGUUUACUGGGAGAAGACAGUGAGGCACAGAGAAGGCCACUCAGUGGUCCAAGGUCACACAGCAGUCAGGGUGGGAAGUCAGGCUCCUGGUCCCUUGUUCUUCUCCCCUUGUAAAGAGAUGCAUCAAAGCAGGUCAUCUACUUAGGGGCGCGGAUGGCGUCGGGGCGGCCCGAGGAGCUGUGGGAGGCCGUGGUGGGGGCCGCCGAGCGCUUCCGGGCCCGGACGGGCACGGAGCUGGUGCUGCUGACGGCCGCACCACCCCCGCCACCCCGCCCGGGCCCCUGUGCCUACGCGGCCCACGGCCGAGGGGCCUUGGCUGAGGCCGCUCGCCGUUGCCUCCACGACAUCGCCCUGGCCCACCGGGCGGCCGCCGCGGCCCGCCCCCCUGUGCCCCCGCCAGCACCGCAGCCGCCCAGCCCCGCACGAAGCCCACCCCGGCCUGCCCUUGCCAGAGAGGAAGAUGACGAGGACGAGGAUGAACCCACAGAGACGGAGACCUCUGGGGAGCGACAGGGCAUCAGCGAUAAUGGAGGACUGUUUGUGAUGGACGAGGACACCACGCCGCAGGCCCUUCCCCCCUUCUGUGAGUCAGACCCAGAGAGCACGGAUGAUGGCAGCCUGAGCGAGGAGACUCCCGCUGGCCCCCCCACCUACGCGGUGCCCCCAGCCUCAGCCCUGCCGGCACAGCAGUACGCCAAGUCCCUGCCUGUGUCGGUGCCCGUCUGGGCCUUCAAGGAGAAGAGGACGGAAGCUCGCUCGUCCGAUGAGGAGAACGGGCCGCCCUCCUCGCCGGACCUGGACCGUAUCGCGGCGAGCAUGCGAGCACUGGUGCUGCGGGAGGCCGAGGACACUCAGGUCUUCGGGGACCUGCCGCGGCCACGGCUCAACACCAGCGACUUCCAGAAGCUGAAGCAGAAAUAUUGAGGCCCAAGGAGCUUCCCGGCCCGGCGUCCGUCCCACCCCUACACUACACCCCUGCCCCGCCCCCGGGGCCCGCCAAUCCGAGUCAGAUCUGGGACCGGCCUCCUACGCCCCGGGCCACCAGGAUUGACCAGUCCCUGCAGAUUUCCCGCCACCCUUCCAGCCCACGACAACUCCCGCGCCGCCGAGCAGGGCCUAUCCAAUAUCCAGAUUGGGUCUGUCUGCUCUCUGCCCAGUGACAGAUUUCUUUCUAGUAAGGAAUUGGCUCGCUCCGCGACCGGGGCGUGGCUAAUUCGCGAGGCGUUGGCUCCAUUCCCGAAAGAGUCAAGCUCCAGAAUUGGGUAAUCGUUCUCCACUUCAGCAUAGCGAAUGGACAGCUCCUUCAUUUGAUUGACUUGAACACUGUAAAGGGCUUGACCAAUCUCCGGAGAGACUCAUCCACCUUUCUUGAGUUCCCCCAUUUGAUUGGCUCUAGCUUCCUGGGGGCGUAGCCAACUCCUCCUGUACCCAGGAUUGGCCUGUGGCGUUACAUUUACGUUCUUUACACUACUGGGGCUGGGGUUGAUUUUCGCCGAAGUCCCGACAAUUGUCCCUCUGGCCCCCUCAGGGAUGGCCUGAUCCGGUUCUUGCGUCUGACACCCUCUCAUUGGUUACAUCCCACAACUGCCUGCCAAUCAAACCCGUCUUUGCAUCCAGGACGUUACCAGCUCCCGCCCCUCUCCCCCCACCCCCACAGGUGCCUUAAAGGGCCCUCGUCCACCCAAGGUGGGGGGCAGGGGGCCUCACUCUCCGGCCCUGGUUUGGGGGAGAGAGUCGGGGGUGGGGAUCGGGAGUUGGGAGGGGCGCUCUGAGAUUAAAGAGUUUUACCUCUGACAAAUGAA
Messenger RNA from Odocoileus virginianus texanus, 2889 nucleotides. The record is from RefSeq and is a predicted model, not a curated record. NCBI's taxonomy places the organism in Eukaryota, Metazoa, Chordata, Mammalia, Artiodactyla, Cervidae.